Pipistrellus nathusii (Nathusius's pipistrelle) is the source of this 1395-nucleotide messenger RNA. Lineage: Eukaryota; Metazoa; Chordata; Mammalia; Chiroptera; Vespertilionidae. The record is from the annotation of a GenBank genome assembly.
AUGGACUAUGACUUUAAAGUGAAGCUGAGCAGCGAGCGGGAGCGGGUCGAGGACCUGUUUGAAUACGAGGGCUGCAAAGUUGGCCGAGGCACUUACGGGCACGUCUACAAAGCCAAGAGGAAGGAUGGGAAAGAUGAUAAAGACUAUGCUUUAAAACAAAUAGAAGGAACCGGAAUCUCUAUGUCAGCAUGUAGAGAAAUAGCAUUACUUCGAGAGCUUAAGCAUCCAAAUGUCAUCUCUCUUCAAAAGGUGUUUCUAUCUCAUGCAGACAGAAAAGUAUGGCUUCUGUUUGACUACGCUGAACAUGACCUCUGGCAUAUAAUCAAGUUUCACCGAGCUUCUAAAGCAAAUAAGAAGCCAGUUCAGUUACCUCGGGGAAUGGUGAAGUCACUAUUAUAUCAGAUCCUAGAUGGGAUUCACUACCUGCAUGCUAACUGGGUGUUGCAUAGAGAUUUGAAACCUGCUAAUAUUUUAGUUAUGGGUGAAGGUCCUGAGCGAGGAAGAGUAAAAAUUGCUGAUAUGGGCUUUGCCCGAUUAUUUAAUUCACCUUUGAAGCCUUUAGCAGAUUUGGAUCCAGUAGUUGUAACAUUCUGGUACCGAGCUCCAGAAUUACUUCUUGGGGCAAGACAUUAUACCAAAGCUAUCGAUAUUUGGGCUAUAGGGUGUAUAUUUGCAGAACUACUAACGUCAGAACCAAUAUUUCACUGUCGACAAGAGGACAUCAAAACUAGUAAUCCUUAUCACCAUGACCAGCUGGACAGAAUAUUCAAUGUAAUGGGAUUCCCUGCAGAUAAAGAUUGGGAAGAUAUAAAAAAGAUGCCUGAACAUUCAACAUUAAUGAAAGAUUUCAGAAGAAAUACGUAUACCAACUGCAGCCUUAUCAAGUAUAUGGAAAAACAUAAAGUAAAACCAGAUAGUAAAGCAUUCCACUUGCUUCAGAAGUUGCUUACCAUGGACCCAAUAAAGCGAAUUACCUCAGAACAGGCUAUGCAGGAUCCCUAUUUCUUAGAAGACCCACUUCCUACAUCAGAUGUUUUUGCCGGUUGUCAAAUUCCUUACCCGAAACGAGAAUUUUUAACAGAAGAAGAACCUGAUGAUAAAGGAGACAAAAAGAACCAGCAGCAGCAACAGGGCAAUAACCACACUAAUGGAACCGGUCACCCAGGGAAUCAAGACAGCAGUCAUACACAGGGACCCCCGUUGAAAAAAGUGAGAGUUGUUCCUCCUACCACUACCUCAGGUGGACUGAUCAUGACCUCAGACUAUCAGCGUUCCAAUCCACAUGCUGCCUAUCCCAACCCUGGACCAAGCACAUCACAGCCACAGAGCAGCAUGGGCUACUCAACUACCUCCCAGCAGCCUCCACAGUACUCGCAUCAGACACACCGGUACUGA